Messenger RNA from Paramecium pentaurelia, 348 nucleotides. The record is from the annotation of a GenBank genome assembly. NCBI's taxonomy places the organism in Eukaryota, Ciliophora, Oligohymenophorea, Peniculida, Parameciidae.
AUGAAAAAAUUGACAUAUGAAUAUCAAAUUGGUAAUAUUAAGAAUUUAAUAGAUAUGAAUCAUCAAUUAGGAAGAUUAUAUUCUCUAAUAUCUUCAUUUUUAGAGGAAUUGAGUGUAAUUUUUGUAAAAUUAAAUCUUUUUGAAACACUAAAUUCCAAAAGCAAAUUAGGGGAAAUAAAUGAAGGACAGAUGGUUGACUAGAUAAGGUUGAACCCUUCUGUUAAUUUCAUUGGACUCUUUAAAAUGAUGAUAGUAGCCUCCAAUUAAUCAAGGGAAUAUAAAGUAGAGACAGUGUUAGAUAGAGGUCAAAAAAUCAGACCUUAAUUAAACUCUGAAUAACAAGGUUGA